Messenger RNA from Xylaria bambusicola, 1143 nucleotides. RefSeq lists its product as uncharacterized. The transcript is spliced from 2 exons. Gene Ontology annotation, biological process: ubiquitin-dependent protein catabolic process. Gene Ontology annotation, cellular component: cytosol; nucleus; proteasome regulatory particle, lid subcomplex. The record is from RefSeq and is a predicted model, not a curated record. Bases 1 to 1143 code for a protein of 380 amino acids. Lineage: Eukaryota; Fungi; Ascomycota; Sordariomycetes; Xylariales; Xylariaceae. Gene Ontology annotation, molecular function: structural molecule activity.
AUGAACGUCGACACAAUCGCCGACUUCCUUGCUGACCAGCGGGAUCAAGCUCCCGAGGAGCUUCAGGGCGUCAUCAUCCAGUUUGAGGAUUUCUGGGAGCGGAAACUAUGGCACCAGCUUACCGACCUCCUUAUUGAAUUCUUCGCCAACCCGAAGAGCGAACCGCAACGCCUUGCCUUCUUCAAGGUCUUUAUAUUGAAGUUUGCGGAUAAGAUCAACCAGCUGAAGCUUGUCGACCUAGGUCUAAAAGCUGCCACACAGUGUCGAGAUGACAAGGAGCGGUUAACUUUCCUUACCGAUCUCGCUAAAAAGGUCGAUAACGAGAACUCACAAGACGCCUUUGUCUAUGCCACGGUGGCUGCUGCCCGCGUUGAGCUGCUACUACGCGAUGGCGAGGCAUCCCGGAGAGAUCUGGACAAGGCUGAAAAGAUCCUCGACUCCUUCGAUUCGGUAGAGACCAAGGUACACGCCGCUUUCUACCAGGUUAACGCCGACUACUAUAAGGCUAAUGCCGACUUCGCUUCCUACUAUCGCAACGCUCUCCUCUACUUAGCAUGCAUAGACCUAUCCACCAUCUCCCCCAACGAGCGCAAGGCUCGCGCUUACGACCUGGGCAUGGCUGCCCUGGUAUCAGACUCCAUCUACAACUUCGGUGAACUACUCUUACAUCCUAUCCUAGAUGCCCUGACUGGCGAACUAGAGUGGCUUCGCAAUCUGCUGCUGGCCUUCAACAGAGGAGAUCUAGGAGCCUACGACAUGUUAUCUGGGCACAUCUCGUCAAAUCGGCUGCUGCAGGACCAUGAGGAUGAGAUUCGGGAAAAGAUCUACCUUGCCGCCUUGACUGAGAGCGUAUUCCGGCGACCACCCCAUGAGCGCGCCAUGACCUUCAGCACAAUAUCAGCCGAUACCAAGGUGCGGCCCAACCAGAUCGAGCACCUGGUCAUGAGAGCCCUGAGUUUAGGCCUUGUGCGCGGCACUAUUGACCAGGUCGACGAGGUCGUCAAUUUCACCUGGGUUCAGCCACGCAUUUUAGAUAUGAGCCAAAUCGCUAGCAUGAGUCAAAGGCUCGGUGAGUGGGGUGAGAACGUCAAUAAACUUGGCAAUUGGAUUGAGGCAACGGGACAAGAUAUCUGGGCACCUUGA